Molecule: messenger RNA, 2648 nt
Organism: Callorhinchus milii (elephant shark)
Lineage: Eukaryota; Metazoa; Chordata; Chondrichthyes; Chimaeriformes; Callorhinchidae
Product: WASP family member 3
Exons: 10
Coding region: 270-1781 (503 amino acids)
Biological process (GO): positive regulation of Arp2/3 complex-mediated actin nucleation; actin cytoskeleton organization
Cellular component (GO): cytoskeleton
Molecular function (GO): protein kinase A regulatory subunit binding; Arp2/3 complex binding; actin binding
Source: RefSeq, a predicted model, not a curated record
UUGGUUUACUCCCGGCUCGUCAGCUUGCGAUGGGGAUGUGAGGCGUCUUCACGGUGAGUGGAAGAAGGAGAGAGAGAGAGAGAGGGGGUUUGUCGCCGCCGCCGUCGUGUGUGACCACGCACAACGAUUUCUGAUCGGGCGCGGAUAGUUCGCCUGAGGCAACCACCACUUGUUGAGUCGUCUGAAAGGUACUGCCGACUAGGUAUGAACAGCCAUUACUGUAAGAACAGGAUUAGCAGGAGGUAGUUUUCCAGUUUACAGAAGAAAUCAUGCCAAUAGUAAAAAGGAACAUUGAACCUCGGCAUCUCUGUCAUGGGGCUUUGCCUGAAGCUAUCAGCAGUGAACUGGAAUGUGUCACUAACAAUACUCUAGCAGCCAUUAUACGUCAACUCAGCAGUCUCAGCAAACAUGCAGAGGAUAUAUUCGGCGAGCUGUUUAAUGAAGCUAACAACUUUUACAUCCGAGCAAAUUCUCUUCAAGAUAGAAUUGAUCGUUUGGCUGUCAAAGUAACUCAGCUGGACUCUACAGUGGAGGAGGUUUCUUUGCAGGACAUUAACAUGAGGAAAGCUUUCAAGAGUUCCACAAUUCAGGACCAGCAGGUUGUUUCAAAGAAUUCAACUCCAAACCCAGUAUUAGAGAUGUAUAACAAGAGUGACAAACCGCCUCCUCUGGAUAUCCUCUCACCAUACAGAGAUGACAAAAAAGAUGGACUUAAAUUUUAUACAGAUCCAUCUUAUUUCUUUGACUUGUGGAAAGAGAAGAUGCUACAAGAUACUGAGGAUAAGAGAAAAGAGAAGAGAAGACAAAAGGAGCAGAAGCGUGUAGAAGGCACAACCCGUGAGGUGAAAAAGGUUAGAAAGGCCAAGAACAGGCGGCAGGAGUGGAAUAUGAUGGCGUAUGACAAAGAACUUAGACCUGACAACAGGUUAUCUCAAAAUCUUUACCAUGGAGCAUCUUCAGAGGGAUCAGUUUCCCCAGACAAUAGAUCUCAUGGAUCAGAUCUCACAGAUUACUCACACCCUGCUACCCCAAGCCAUGGUCACCAACACCAGCAAAUGCCAGCCUCUUAUACAUCUGGCGAUAACCAGCAGCACUUGUUAGCUGCUAAUCAGGUCCAUGAACAUGAUUACAGAUCUUCUGGAGCAGGGUUCAGACAGGGUACUCUGAACAGACCUCAGCAACCUCCACCACCUCCACCACCAUCCACAGAUAGUACUGUAAAUGGUGUUCCACCACCGCAACCAAUUGAUUACAGCAUACAACCUCCUCAGAUGAUGGAAUAUUACACAUCAGCUGGUCCUCCUCCUCUGCCUCCUGGCCCAGUUAUUCCUUCAGCUCAAACAGCUUUUGUCAGCCCUGUCCAAGUGCCUGCUGCUCUAGCUUCUCAUCCCGGAUCCCUGAUAGCAGUUCCCUUUGCUUCUCCUCCACCCCCACCUGGAGUUGCUGCUCCACCUGGUCCUCCUGGACCUCCUCCGCUCCCACCUCCACCACCACCAGCACCACCUUCCUCCCUCGCUUCCUCCCCAAUGCACCCCCAGCCUACGUUUGACACCAAACGGCAUGAGCCAGCAGAGACUCCUCUCAAUGAUGCCAGAAGUGACCUCCUUGCUGCAAUCCGUAUGGGUAUCCAACUAAAAAAGGUUCAAGAGCAACGCGAGCAGGAAGCUAAACGAGAGCCAGUUGGAAAUGAUGUGGCAACGAUCCUGUCCAGACGUAUUGCUGUGGAAUACAGUGAUUCAGAUGACGAUUCAGAAUUUGAGGAGAACGAAUGGUCAGAUUAACAUCUGUGCUCCAUCAGUUCUAAUAAUAUCAAAUGAAGUAAUAUUGGUUAGAUCUGAAAUAAUACACCAAAUUAUUUAAAUUGAUUCUAGGGAAAGAGAAACCACAUUUUAGAUGAUGGUGUUGUGAAUGUUUUAACAGUUAAAGUGAAAGAAACAAAGCAGUUGUUUCAGUGCAUCUCCCAAGUGCGUUACAGUGUUCUUCCAUGAUACAAUUAGAGUUGUAGUUACCAAUUGCUGUUAUACUUUAUAACAUGCAAGAAUUGUUACUUUUCAACUACAAAGAACAUACGAUGUAGAGGCAAAUUGAAUAGAAAGUUUAUAGUGCCCAUAAACAUGUUUUAUUAACACUUUUAGUAUUGGUGAGAAUGUUUCAUUGACUUUUUGAAUGACAUUUUUUGACUGAGUAAACAUACAGAGUGAAACAACAUCUCCAUUCAAUAUGUCAUCUUUGAACCUCUGUGAUUAUACAACGUUAUUUUUAAGAGCACUAAGUAAAAUAUUUGAAGAUCAUAAUUUCAAACAAAGCAACUCGGUAAAAAUCUAAACAGAUAAGACAUUAUUUGUUCUCAAAUCUGGGCUAAAAAUUAAAGUAUUACCCCUGAAAACAGUAUUAAUUGAGGGAAAAUCAUAUUAAUGGAAUCAUUUGCUGUAUAGAAAUGUUAUACUAUACUGGUGAUGAUGUAUAAUAUUUUAAUGAAGUAGUCAACAGAUGUAUUGCCAAUAGGUCAAGAUUUAUUUUAUUUUAUUUUCUGUAUACAUUGUCUUAGACAUAUAAAUGUAACUAACACAAAUAAAUCCUGUGUCUGAUAUUAUUUGUACCUGGAUUUUUUAAAAUUCCAUCAGUAGUUGGUAAAUUAAAAUUAUGCA